CAUCAGCAUCAUUUUUACAAUGUUUAGAUAAAGUACAAACAGGAAAUGGUUGUUAACCUCCUUAAAUUAUUCUAAUUUAUAGCUAUUUAUAAAUGUUCUAACAUUUAAGCAAAUACAUUAAUGAAUGAAGGGAAAUUAGACAAUUUGGGUACUUUCUGUUAGACUUAAUAUUUUAUUAUUACUAUAAAGAAUUAUUUUUGAACUGAUGAGAUUGAUCUGGUGUUUAUUAAUAAAAAAAAUAAACAUUGAAAACUCUAAAGCUAUUGUCACAUUUAGGCCAGUGUUUCAUAGCACAUUAUGAUACAAUCAGUGAAUGUAAAGUGAAUUUAAUUAACUGGCAAAAGCUUUGAUAAAUUAUAAGCCAUGAAUCUGACAACAACAUCUCUUCUUGUUUUAAAUUCUGGUCUCGACCCUGUGCCUUUUUGAGAACAAAAAAAGKAGAAGUUGGACUGCUGUCAUGCACCCUAGUGGUCAACAGGAUUUCUCUAGAAAUGCAAAUUUUCAAGUACUGAAAGUAUAAAAGGAGGAAAAAGAAAGUCUGUGCUCCUGUCUUGCCUCACAACAACAAACUAACAUUUUGAGUUCACAAUGCAGUUUUACGGAGCUCUGAUCCUGUUGGUGACUUUUUCUGCAGCAUGUGGUCUGAGGUGUUACUCCUGCACAGCAGCAGAUCCAAAGUCCUGCACAGACACCACAUCCUGUGCUGUGAUAUUCAACCGCUGCUACUCUCUACUAGUAAAAGGUACGGUCACCAAGGGGUGCCAGAACAGUGCAACCUGCAUAAUAAGUUCUAUGGCCUGCUGUGAAGGAGAUUUGUGUAACAGUGGAGUAGCAGCAGGUCCAAGUGUCGUCCUGCUGCUGGUGGCUUCAGCUCUCCUCACAUUUUUUAUCUGAAACUUUCAAAAAGAAAAAAAAAUAUUAUUAGCAGAUUUGAAAUAAAAUGUAAAACAUGUUUGACAAUUA
Molecule: messenger RNA, 963 nt
Organism: Austrofundulus limnaeus
Lineage: Eukaryota; Metazoa; Chordata; Actinopteri; Cyprinodontiformes; Rivulidae
Product: CD59 glycoprotein
Exons: 3
Coding region: 589-894 (101 amino acids)
Source: RefSeq, a predicted model, not a curated record